GAUCCUGGGCUCAGUCCCAGGGAACCCGGAGAGGGGAUGGCGAGGUGUGGGCAGCCUUGGCUGCUGCCGCCGCUCCUGGCCCUCUUUUACCUGUGCUACCUGCUGCUGGGGGCGGCGAUUGUGUCUCUGAUUGAGCAGCCGCACGAACGCAGGCUGCGGGAGGAGAUGCGCCUCCUGAAGUCCCGGUUGCUCAACAGCAGCUCCUGCCUGGCCGAGUCUGACUUGGAACGCUUCUUGGAGAGAGCGCUGGCCGCUGACCGGUACGGUGCCUCCGCCCUUAACAACACUUCCCACACGACCAACUGGGACUUCGCAUCCGCUUUCUUUUUCACCAGCACCCUGAUCACCACAGUGGGUUAUGGCCACACAACUCCGGUCUCUGAUGGGGGAAAGGCCUUCUCCAUCUUCUUCGCUAUUCUGGGAGUGCCCUUGACAAUGCUGGUCCUCACUGUCAUUGUGCAGCGGCUGAUGGUCUUGGUGACAUACCAGCCAAUCCGGUUGUGCCAGGAGAGGCUGGGCUACACCAAGCAGCAGGUCACCCGGUUACAUUUCCUCAUUCUGCUCCUGCUGAUUCUCGUCUGCUUCUUCCUCAUCCCCUCUGCCAUCUUCAGUGCCAUCGAGAGGAGUUGGACUUUCCUCGAUGCUUUCUAUUUCUGCUUCAUCUCCCUCACCACCAUCGGCCUGGGUGACUAUGUACCUGGAGAACAAAGCAACCAGCUCCUGCGCCCACUCUACAAGCUAUCGGUCUCUUUUUACCUCCUGUGCGGCCUCGCCGUGAUGCUUCUCCUCAUCCAGGUGUUCCACAAGGCGGCGGGAAUCCACGGCCUCGCCCAGAUAUUCGACCUCCCCCCGGCCGAGGGCAACGAGCGGGACGAGGAGAUGGUCCUGCACCCGGUGGGCCCUCGCCAGAGCAACGGCCUGAAAGCCGACCACCAGCUGAGGAGUCAACCUGAGCCCCCUUCCUAUAAGUCCAUCCUGCCCUCCAUUACUCGGUGACAGAGGGAGAGGCCGAGCCAGCACAUGCAGUCGGGGCAGGGGGGAGGUGGAGGGAGUGGCGGUAGUAGGGGUCAAGGGUCAGGGGCGGAGGUUCAUGACCUCCCCUCUCUAGGCCCAAUCAAUUUAAGCUUGGCCGACAUGGCUUUGGGAGCACUUUGUUCCCAGGGCCCUCUGUUCUUCCACCUUCGGCCUCCACCCAGGGCCUGCACUGGCACAGCUUUCACUCUAGGCCCUGCCAGCGUUUCACCCGAGUUGGCAUCGGGGGUUCAGACCCUCGCUGCCCCUCUGCACACCCCCCACCCCACCACCGCCUUCCCCCAAGUCAGCCAAACCCAGCUCCGACAUUGACUAACGUCCGGGCCUCCUGAUCUUCCAAUAACGUGACAAAGGCUAGUUUGCCACUGCAAAAUGACAUUGUCAAUCCAGAUUCCGGGCUGGUACGUUUAUGGUAAUGGUAUUUAAAAAGGGAAAAAGCUGUAUUAUAACCGGGCCGAGCAAACCUACCACUUGGCAAAGGGGGAUGCGCCAUCUGACGUGGCCACUCAGGGGAGGGAGGGAGCAGCUUGCCUCUGCCCACCUCUCCGCUCUCCUCUCAGUUUCCACACUUGGCGUUAGAACCCUUGGGAUGGGAGGGAGAAUCGACCCUCAUUUCCCGACGCUUAUCCUGCGGCCUUGGCCAAAACGCUUGGCUGUUGGGAACAGCUGCGAAGCCCCCCGUAGUCGAACUGCCUAUCCAUGCUAUUCUCCCUCGACCUGGACUUCAAACCCCAAGUCCUACCUGUGGCCAAGGCAGUCCCUUUCCAACUGUGGAAUGUUGUCCGGUUCCAUGCCCGUGUCACUAAAAUCCACAUCUUUGCUUUCUCUCCCUCUGGAUCUCCCACCCCCUCACCCUUCACAGCGUGUCGCCUGCCUAUCACCCCCAUUCUCACUAUCCUCCACCCUGCCCCCUUUCCAAAACGAUUAAGUUAUAAAUCCAUGUCUUCAAAACCCCCUCUGCAGCCUUGUCCCAUCCAACCUGUGUAACCUGCUCCUCCUGGGCUGAAUGGCCUCCUUCUGUGCUCUG
Carcharodon carcharias (great white shark) is the source of this 2059-nucleotide messenger RNA. RefSeq names its product potassium channel subfamily K member 6-like. The record is from RefSeq and is a predicted model, not a curated record. Gene Ontology annotation, molecular function: potassium ion leak channel activity. NCBI's taxonomy places the organism in Eukaryota, Metazoa, Chordata, Chondrichthyes, Lamniformes, Lamnidae. Gene Ontology annotation, biological process: potassium ion transmembrane transport; stabilization of membrane potential. The transcript is spliced from 3 exons. Gene Ontology annotation, cellular component: membrane. The coding region runs from base 37 to 996 and encodes 319 amino acids.